Molecule: messenger RNA, 3906 nt
Organism: Tachysurus fulvidraco (yellow catfish)
Lineage: Eukaryota; Metazoa; Chordata; Actinopteri; Siluriformes; Bagridae
Gene: slc7a10b
Product: solute carrier family 7 member 10b
Exons: 11
Coding region: 1072-2742 (556 amino acids)
Biological process (GO): D-serine transmembrane transport; amino acid transmembrane transport; D-alanine transmembrane transport
Cellular component (GO): membrane
Molecular function (GO): neutral L-amino acid transmembrane transporter activity; L-amino acid transmembrane transporter activity
Source: RefSeq, a predicted model, not a curated record
AAAUAAAACUUACGAUUAAUCGAGUUGAAUGUCAUAAAUACGAUCGGAUUAACUUCUAGACGGUAUCGACAGACCUUUUUAUACAGUCUAUUAUUUAACCAUGCUAUAAACUUUAGUCUUGUAUUGUCUUCUUUGUGGUAAACUCAGACUGCACAUGUUUGUGUGUUUGAGUAAGGUGAAUUUUAGCAUGUACAGUGACACAGUUUGUUCUAUUUUUAUUUUAUUUUUUUUUUAAAUUAUAGAUUCAUAGUGUUUUAGACUCCACUAGACUCUCAAGGUAUUUGUUGUGUAUGCUGUCAUUGUCUCAGUGACUUCCUCAUUCAAGCAAUCUCUCUCUCUCUCUCUCUCUCUCUCUCUCUCUCUCUCUCUCUCCCCCCCCCUUCCUCGGUGGCUCUUGUGAUGUAUUGGUUUUCUGCUCGACUUCUCCCUUUAAGGGCCGCACACUGCUGGCAGUGUUUGGGCCUUCCUGCCGGCUUACAAAGCAGUUCCACUUUGAACGGGGUCUCUGGCGGGGAUCAACUGAAUCCAAGGCCCUUCAUUGUGUGACCACCGUUGUUAGCCAGGGAAAAGCCAAAGCACAAAUUCACGACUUGACUUACUAAAUUCCACGCCAGAGAUCUUUCAAGGGUGAAUAGGGGUGUGAGGAAGCUGCUUCAUUGUAAAAAUACGUCUUAAGUGCUCCUGGAAUUUCUUCAUACGUUUCUUCUGUAUUUUACUGAAUGAGAGUGAUAUUGUUGGAGUUAACCAAACCCUUGUUGGACUACGAUGAGGAAUUUGGUUGUAGAUGUUCAUUUUCAGCAUCAGGAUUGAAUAACAGGCUAAUAUUUUAAGUUACAGCGUUCUAGACAAAAUUCAACAGAUUUCUACACACCUUCAUCUGGGCACUGCGAGGUGUCCUGUGAUCCGUCUGUGCCUGCAGAUGAGACUUAUCCCAGGACAAAACCACAAAUCAGUCGAAGGUUUAAAAACCCAUCUUAAACCCAUUAGUCACACGCCAUUUCCUUAUAUAGAGCAGUCAACUCGUCCUCCACUUCUGAGGAGUCGUUAACAUUCUGUGCUGGACAGCGGAGGAUGCUGCGCAUGCGCCUUCUUUUCACCGUGCAUCAAUGGUCUGAGUGCAGUGGAACAGAGGGAGAGAGGAGCCUGCUUUUGGAGCUGCGCGCUGAAAUGCAUGGAGCGGAGCGGCAGAGAAACACCAAGCACAAGGCCGAGGCUCAGCCGAGCACCAUGACAGACGGAGGGGUAAAGUGCGACACCAUCCCGGAGCGAGUGACUCUCAAAAAAGAAAUAGGACUUCUGAGCGCCUGCACCAUCAUUAUCGGUAACAUCAUUGGCUCUGGGAUCUUCAUCUCUCCUAAAGGUGUCCUUGAGCACUCGGGUUCUGUUGGAUUGGCACUGGUGGUAUGGACAUUAGGAGGGGGCAUCGCUGCGCUUGGCUCUCUCUGUUAUGCUGAACUUGGGGUCACCAUUCCUAAAUCCGGGGGAGAUUAUUCCUAUGUUACAGAGAUUUUUGGAGGACUUGUUGGGUUCCUGCUUUUAUGGAGUGCGGUACUGAUCAUGUACCCAACUACUCUGGCUGUAAUAGCUCUGACUUUUUCUAACUACGUCCUACAGCCAGCCUUUCACAACUGUGUUCCUCCUUAUAUGGCAACACGUAUGCUCUCCACUGUCUGUAUCUUAUUUCUGACAUGGGUAAACUGCUUUAGUGUGCGUCUGGCCACACGGAUCCAGGAUAUCUUCACUGUAGGGAAGCUCCUGGCACUGGGCCUCAUUAUAGCCGUGGGACUAUUCCAGAUCUACGAAGGUAAUUACCAGGGUCUUACACCACAAGUAGCGUUUGAGUUUUAUAAGACACCAUCGGUGGGGCAGAUCGCACUGGCGUUCCUUCAGGCCUCCUUCGCCUUUAGCGGAUGGAACUUUCUCAAUUACGUCACAGAAGAGGUGGUGGAUCCCAGGAGGAACCUUCCACGUGCAAUUUACAUCUCCAUUCCGCUGGUGACCGUUGUGUACACGCUCACCAAUAUCGCCUACUUCUCCUCCAUGUCACCUGAUGAGCUGUUGUCCUCCAAUGCUGUGGCUGUAACAUUUGGAGAGAAGCUGCUUGGAAUGUUCUCCCCAAUCAUACCCAUCUCUGUGGCACUCUCCACAUUCGGAGGCAUCAACGGCUAUCUCUUCACCUCAUCCAGGCUCUGUUUCUCUGGUGCGAGAGAAGGACAUUUACCCAGCUUACUAGCUAUGAUUCACUUUAAGAGUUGCACCCCGAUUCCGGCCCUGCUUGUCUGUUGCACUGCCACGAUUGUUAUCAUGUGCAUUGGUGAAACACACAACCUUAUCAACUAUGUGUCCUUCAUCAACUACCUCUCUUAUGGAGUCACUAUUGCUGGCUUGCUGUAUUACAGAUGGAAGAAGCCAAACCUGUACAGACCUAUCAAGGUGAGUUUGUUGGUUCCUGUGUGUUACCUGCUGUUCUGGGUCCUGCUGCUGGGCUUCAGUCUGCACUCAGAGCCGGUGGUCUGUGGAGUCGGACUGGUCAUCAUGCUCACUGGAGUACCUGUAUACUUUCUGGGAGUGCACUGGAAAGAUAAGCCAAAGUGUAUCUAUAAAUUCAUUGAGUGGGCUACGUAUCUGGGUCAGAGAGUGUUUUUUGUGGUUUUCCCCCAAGUCGACCCCAUCGAAGACAUAACACCUAGAGAAUGGACGGAUAAGUCUUCUGCCGUUAGCAAGGCCUCUGGACCUGUUUGACUUUUUUUUUUAUCUUUCUUUGUCUAUUACCUUAAUUAUAUAAUGUGUUGUUAAACGUUAGUUGCCAUCUUAUUUUAAAGCCCCAGAAUAAGGUUUUGGGGUAAAUAUUCAAACACAAAUACCUAUAAGCCUUGUAUAGUGUCUUCCCAUAGAUGUAAAUUUAAAAUAUUUGAAAACAUUUCUAACAAUCUGAUAUAUUGUCCGAAGUACUUUAGUAUGGUUUAACUGGAUUAAUUCAGAAUUAUUGCCUGAGGAUUUUAUAUGCUAUCGGGUGUUUCUCUGGUAGUUUUAUAUGCUAUCGGGUGUUUCUCUGGUAGUUUUAUAUGCUAUCGGGUGUUUCUCUGGUAGUUGCCUGUAUAUAUAUACUUGAAAUACAUAAUAAUGGAGACGUAAGAGCUAAUGCUGAAUAUAUUUAUUGCAAUUUGGCAGUUAGAGAAUUCCUUGUAUUUUGUUGUACGUUACCUCUUUAAAGCACAGCUAGAAAUCUGGCAUUCAGGAAAGCGCUAGCUUUGCUAACUAAGCAAGGUGCGUGACAAGAUGCGUACCCUAUACCUUAUCUUACAACCGUUUGUUAAUGACUCGGUUCUUGAGAACAUGAUAUUUUCUGUAAAGACAAAGUGGACAAUUUUCAAUUUUAUUCUAAUCUUUCAUAAAGUAUAUUAAUGUUUAUCCGUUAGAUAUUGUUUGCAUUAUAAUCAAACAACAAUGAACCUAAUAUCAGUUUAUUGUUUAUAGCGACUGCAGGUAAAUCCUAUUCCUCUCAUACAUCUCAGAAGUAAACAUUUGUGAUAGGGAUUUAAAAAAUGACUAUAAAAACACACGCUUUGUCUAUAAAACCAGUGUUUUCAGUUGUUCCUUGGAACAACUGAGAGGGUUAGAGGAGUGAAAGGGUGAGAGGAGUGAGAGGGUUCCUCUAGAGGAGUGAGAGGGUUAGAGGAGUGAGAUGGUUCCUCUAGAGGAGUGAAAGGGUUAGAGGAGUGAGAGUGUUAGAGUGAGAGGGUUUCCCUAGAGGAGUCAGAGUGUUAGAGGAGUGAGAGGGUUCCUCUAGAGGAGUGAGAGGGUUAGAGAAGUGAGAGAGUUCCUCUAGAUGACUGAGAGUGUUAGAGUGAGAGGGUUCCUCUAGAGGAGUGAAAGGGUUAGAGGAGUGAGAGUGUUAGAGUGAGA